Molecule: messenger RNA, 2490 nt
Organism: Pimephales promelas (fathead minnow)
Lineage: Eukaryota; Metazoa; Chordata; Actinopteri; Cypriniformes; Leuciscidae
Gene: ube2q1
Product: ubiquitin-conjugating enzyme E2Q family member 1
Source: RefSeq, a predicted model, not a curated record
CCUAUUUUCAUAAGAUCUUCUAGCAGUAGAGCUAACAAACUUAACAAUCGCCACUAUGAGUCAUUUUACAAAUGUUGUGCUUAUGUAUUUUUUUGUUGUUGUUGUUGUUUAUUAAUGUCCAGACAGUACGCCCAAAACAAACAGUUUCAGGUUCUCAUUUGUAUCCUGUGCGUUCGUUCGAGGCCGCGGUGCAUGCUGGGACUGCGGGUCCUCCACGCGCGCCUCCAUCUUUAAACCCCAGAGGAGGAGAAACAGCUUCCGCUCAGUCGUACACACACAAGAUCCUGCCUUCACACACACAUUUAUGACACUUUGAGCUCCAGAUCUGCGUUUUAAAUCGACGGAUUGGACUAGCAAAGACCUGAGGCACUUAUUCAGAGCGCGUCCGGUGAUUAAACCGCUUCAUUUCUGCACUGACAUCCACAAAAACACGGCGGAGGGAUCGCAACUGCGCGUCUCUUCUUCUUCUUUUGUCCGCCUCUCUCUCGGUUUCUCGGCUCCUGAUGCCCGGAGAUGAGUAGAGGAACAUGUCGGUUUCGGGACUGAAGGCCGAGCUGAAGUUUCUGGAGUCCAUUUUCGACCCGAAUCACGAGCGCUUCAGGAUUCUGGACUGGAAGCCGGACGAAUUGAGCUGCCAGUUCAACGUGACCGGAGAGAAGCUGCUCAUCAUCCACUGCAACAUCACGGAGUCCUACCCCUCGACGUCCCCGAUAUGGUUUGUGGACUCCGAUGACCCGAGUCUGACUCAAGUUCUGGAGCGGCUGGAGGACGUGAGGAAGGGAAACACGCUGCUCUUGCAGCAGCUGAAGAGGCUGAUCUGUGAUCUGUGUCGCCUCUAUAAUCUUCCCCAACACCCUGAUGUGGAGAUGCUGGACCAGCCACUCCCCGCAGCGCCCCUGAACCCGGACCGCAAGCUUGGGACCACGGAUGAGGUCACAUCAGAGGAGGAAGAGGAGGAGGAGAUGGGAGAGCAGGACAUCGAUCUGGAACAUUAUGAAAUGAAAGAGGAGGAGCCGGUGGAUGGGAAGAAGUCAGAGGAUGACGGGAUCGAGAAGGAGAACUUGGCCAUUCUGGAGAAGAUCCGCAAGAACCAGAGGCAGGACCACUUGAAUGUAAGUGCUCAUUCGGGCGCUGUCUCUGGAUCCGUUCAAGCGUCGGAUCGCCUCAUGAAGGAGCUCAGGGAGAUCUACCGGUCUCAGAGUUAUAAGAACGGAAUCUACUCAGUGGAGCUGUUCAACGACAGCCUGUACGAGUGGCAUGUGAAGAUAAGAACUGUGGAUCCAGACAGUCCUCUUCACAGUGACCUGCAGGUGUUGAAGGAGAAGGAGGGAAUCGACUACAUACUCCUCAACUUCUCUUACAAAGAUAACUUCCCGUUCGAUCCCCCGUUUGUACGAGUGGUUUCUCCUGUGCUUUCUGGAGGGUAUGUUCUGGGUGGAGGAGCUCUGUGUAUGGAACUACUCACUAAACAGGGCUGGAGCAGUGCCUAUUCCAUAGAGUCUGUCAUCAUGCAGAUCAACGCCACGCUAGUCAAGGGGAAAGCGAGAGUGCAGUUUGGAGCCAAUAAGAACCAGUACAAUCUCGCCAGAGCGCAGCAGUCGUAUAAAUCCCUGGUGCAGAUCCACGAGAAGAACGGCUGGUACACACCCCCGAAAGAGGACGGCUAGAGCGAGAGAUCGCACAUGAGCGUGUAUCCUGCGGUGGACGUCUCUUUGUUCCCGUUCCUCCCAUCAUCCCUCUGUUCAGUCUCUGCCCGUGUGUCCCGUCUCCGAGUCCCAUCCACGGGGAAAGCUCUUUCUUUUCGUUUUGUUUGUUGCUUUAUCAUCUCAGAUAAUGCCAUUAUUCCUGCGGUCCCGACAUCUCCUCUCCCGUCGUCCUCGGAGCGGCGCGGGUUCUGCCGGAGGAGCCGCGAGCGGACGGACACUGCUGUGUGUUAGGGAACGCUGGGCGCUGACCAAUGAUGCCUUAAAGGAGGAGAACGCAGCAGCGAGUGUGUGUGUGUGUGUGUGGGUCUCGUCCUGCUGUUCCUCCUGUGUUCCUGUCAGCGCUCUCGGUCCCGGACGCCGUGGACGGGGUUUAGAUUAUAAUUCCUGCUUUCCCGAGCCGUUGAACGCACCGGGAAGUGUUCGGUCCCGUGUGGGACAGUGUCCGCUUCACCUUUUGGUUUGUUUAGGUAAAUUAAAAAUAAAUGAAUAAUGCCACUCUGACAUCAAGCCAUAGAUGGGACCCGUAGGUUUAAUCCCGGCUCUCGUCCUCCAGGAUCAGCUCCACCGUAGAGCGUUUGAUAGAGGAGUGUGUUCACAGCUGACUCCAGAUCAGAUCACUCCCAAGGCCGGAGAGCGGUCGGACAGUUCUGCACUGUUAGCAUGCUUUGGUUAUAAUGCUUUUUAUUUUACGUUUUUUCUUUCAUUGUAAGUGUAAUUUUGACCAUGUACAGUACAAUUUGUAAACUUGCAUCAAGUUUAUGAAUAAAGAAUUUUAAGAAAUACA